AUGAGGCCUCCAGUGCUGCUCCACGGGCCCCGUGGCAUCCACUCCCCCGAAUCCGUUUCCAUCCAUCCUGUAUGCUGUGCUCCUUGUUACCAUUCUUCUACCAAAAAACUCAACCAGCAACCAUCAACAUCCUCAAUGGAAUCAGAAUCAGUAUCACCAUCAGACGACGAUGUUUACGACUAUCUGGCGGAACCAAACGAGAACUUGAUCUGCCCAAUCUGCCGGAAUCCAUUCAUCGAUCCGGUCAUGUGUGAAUCAACCGACCACGUCUUCUGUCGAGUAUGCCUAAUCAAGUCGUUAGAGGUCUCUCCAACCUGUCCCAUCGAUCGUCUACCGCUUUCUCUUUCACUCGUCAUACCGGCCCCCAAGAUUAUCAAUAAGCUGGUCGACGAACUUCUAGUGUCUUGUCCUUUCAAGUCCAAACUCGGCUGUCCAUUUGUCUGUCAACGCGACCUCAUAGCCGCACACCUUCGCUCCCAUCAAGCUCAAAUUGAUCAUCCAGACUUUGGCUCAUCUCCUGUCUCACAGGGUCAAGAUCCACCAUUAUCGAAGGAAACUUUUGCCCAGCGGCCUUCGCUCGAUCAACAUCCAUCAACCACAUCAAAUCACCAAUUGAGAUUUCAAUGGGUCUCUGGUAGAGCUACCUUGAUAGCUAACUCGCAAGAUCAAAAUUCCACAUCUCUCGCUCAGAUGACCUCUACAGCUACCACUGCGAAAAACGAACCUGAGUUGAGCCAUUGCCCAUUCGAGAGGUUUGGAUGUUCGUUUGUGGGAACACCUGAAGUGAUCAACCAUCAGCAUUUACCAGCUGUCUCAGACUCGGCGGUUUUAUCUGAUGACUCUCGUUGCCCAUUCUUGUCCGUUCGAGAGAUUCUAAACUGGUUUGAACACUUGGAAGCGAGGAAUAUUGCAUUAAAAGAAGAACUAACGCAAUCAUUAGUCCAACGGAGUGAACUCGCAUCCGUCCUAGACAGCUUAAAGGCUAGCUUUCGUCAACUAUGGCUUUCUCAAGAAUCCGGCGAUCACCGCAUCCCUCUCAUGAAUCCCCCCACGCAUCAUCACCCACUCCCAUUCGCGCCUGGUCCACUGGCCUCGGUCUUUUCCCAUCCAGAAUACCCAGAGGAACUUCCGUCAAGCCGGCAGUCCAAUCGGUCACCAGUUGGACUGUCGCUUCCCGACCCCAGCAGUCCAACUCGAAGGUCCUCCGACAGCUUCCUUCACAUGAACAGCUCUCGUAUGAAUUAUGAUAGUCUCAACGGUCAUCGUCUCAAGCAUUUUGACCAUUAUCCGCCCGCAUGCCCCGCUCAGUUCUAUUGCGCCCUUGGAUCACCAUCCUCGUCCAAAAUGAAGAUCAGAGUCUCUACAUUCCUGCGAAGGGGCGAGGUCGUCACUCCCGCCACUGAAAGCUUUGAACAUACCCAGUCGCUUGGUGAAUCUUUGGUCGAGCCUCAAUCUCAUCAGCCAACUUGCAUCUCUUCGCAAGCCGAAGAGCCAACCAACUCUCCCACACCCACCCUUUUACCCGAGCAAACUAUCAGAUCGGAUUCUUUGUUCCCUACCUUCAACAUUCAAUCAGUUAACGAUCAUCAUCGAGAAAUUUCAAAUAACCGAUACGAUCAAUAUCAUCAAUUGUCAAAGCAAGACAGUAUUCGUCAAGCGGCUCUGCUUUCCAAGACCAGCUCUCAGACUCCACAAUCAGAAUCUACAAAUGAGCAUACAGGUCUAUUGAGCCGCAAAAUCGGCGAAUUAACUGAAGCCAUCCAAUCUUCGCUAAGGGCUUGGCAUCCCCAUGGCCCGAUUAUCUUACCCAGCGACCUUGGAGUCACCGAUCAGCCGGUCGCGGCCGAGGGAAGGGCGGCGAACGGGCGAGUUGUAACCGACUCGACGACGACCGACCGGGCCGAUGGGCCCGAUCGGAUGGGCUCAAGUGAUCAUCAUAGCGUCUUGAGCAGUUUGGAAAAGAUCGAAAAACUGAUGGGCAAUCUGAUUGAACAAGGCCUGACCAGUCAUGCGUCCAAGGAGAGCUUGUUGGAAGACCUUUCGAACAGGGCAUCCGAGCUCUCUCUCAAGUCCUCCCCCUCUUCUAGCUCCUCCUCUUCCUCCUCUUCCUCUGCUCCUCCUCCUUCCUCCAUCCACUCUCUUAAGAGACACCCUCCUUCCUCGUCCUCUCGCUCACAAUCUACUAGGUUUUCUGAGGACUUCCCAACCAACUCGGGCCCCUCUUAUUGCUCUGCUAGCUCCUGUUCUUCCUCCAUCAGACCCAUGAAACUUUAAGCACCAACACACACCAAUAUACACACAUUCAAAAACAGCUCAAAUCUGAAACAAAGUACUUCUCUCUUUCUGACUCUUUUCUUCCUUUGUAAUGUAUUUGUACUUGAUGUAUUCUUAUCAAACAGUAAAUAAACUACAUGUAUAUCUCGCUAGAUAUUUUUCUCUACUUGUAUCCUUCUCAACAAAAAAC
Messenger RNA from Puccinia graminis f. sp. tritici CRL 75-36-700-3, 2464 nucleotides. RefSeq lists its product as uncharacterized. The coding region runs from base 1 to 2274 and encodes 757 amino acids. The record is from RefSeq and is a predicted model, not a curated record. NCBI's taxonomy places the organism in Eukaryota, Fungi, Basidiomycota, Pucciniomycetes, Pucciniales, Pucciniaceae. Gene Ontology annotation, molecular function: ubiquitin protein ligase activity. Gene Ontology annotation, biological process: ubiquitin-dependent protein catabolic process; protein polyubiquitination. The transcript is spliced from 4 exons.